AUUCUCCCGGCCACACCCACGACCAUGGAAUCCUCUCUCUCUUGCUGCUGCCCACACCCAGCUAGCUGCCUAUAAGUAGCGCCCAUUCUCACACUCCUCCUCAUCUCAUCUCAGCACACACUAACACAGCCGGCCUGCAAGCUUAGCUUAGCUAGCUCUCAGUUAACUUGUGAUCAAUGGCGCAGCAGGCAAGGGCGCAGUGGCCGCAGAAGCAGAACAAGCUGUUCGAGCAGGCGCUGGCGGUGUACGACAAGGAGACGCCCGACCGGUGGCACAACAUCGCCCGCGCCGUCGGCGGCGGCAAGUCGGCGGAGGACGUCAAGCGCUACUACGAGAUGCUGGAGGAGGACAUCAAGCACAUCGAGUCCGGCAAGGUCCCCUUCCCCGCCUACCGCUGCCCCGCCGCCGCCGGCUACCAGGCCGAAAGGUUGAAGCAUUUGAAGAUCUAGGUGUGUGGAUGUAUUGAUUGAAGAAUCGCGCGCGGAUAGCAUGAUGAUGUGUACGACUAUUGACGAUGCGUGGUGUGGUUCACGUAGACGCAAGGAUGCAUAUGGCGAUAUCUGCAGAUGCAUAUGCAUGUUAAUAACUAGGAGAAGGAGCAGUUUAAUUAUCACGCGGUCGAUAUCGAUCGAUCGAUCUCUCAACCAUGUGCAUGUCUAGCUAUCACUCUUACCUUAUUUCUACGUGUAUAGCAUGAGUACAAAGUAUAUCUAUCUAUCUGAACCAUGUAUAAGUCUGUAACAUAUAUAUAUAUAUAUCUACCUGAACUGGAUAUAUUAAUUAGUACACAUAUGAAUCUCGAUUUCUA
Messenger RNA from Oryza sativa Japonica Group (Japanese rice), 808 nucleotides. RefSeq names its product protein RADIALIS-like 3. Gene Ontology annotation, molecular function: DNA-binding transcription factor activity. The record is from RefSeq and is a predicted model, not a curated record. NCBI's taxonomy places the organism in Eukaryota, Viridiplantae, Streptophyta, Magnoliopsida, Poales, Poaceae.